Haliotis rubra (blacklip abalone) is the source of this 825-nucleotide messenger RNA. Its product is annotated as gastrin/cholecystokinin type B receptor-like. Gene Ontology annotation, cellular component: membrane. Gene Ontology annotation, molecular function: G protein-coupled receptor activity; peptide binding. The record is from RefSeq and is a predicted model, not a curated record. The coding region runs from base 1 to 825 and encodes 274 amino acids. The transcript has 4 exons. Lineage: Eukaryota; Metazoa; Mollusca; Gastropoda; Lepetellida; Haliotidae. Gene Ontology annotation, biological process: G protein-coupled receptor signaling pathway.
AUGUUUUGGAUCUACAUCGGAGCCAGCGUGUUGACAAUUGUAUGUAUGGGGAUUGACCGGUACUUUGCCAUCAGACAUCCUAUGAUACACCGACGAAUCUUCACUGUUGGGAAGGUGAAAAUCCUUGUCGGACUUACAUGGCUGCUAGCGGCGGGUGUGAUGGUCCCUUUGGCCAUCGUACGUCAACUACGCGUACAUACCAUUGAAGCGUUCAGUCUAAAAUUUUGCACGGAACAGUGGCCGAGACAACAGGACCGACAGAUAUACGACAUCUUCUUAUUGUUUUUUAUCUACAUCAUUCCUGGGAGCAUGAUAGUGCUGUUGUACGCUCUAAUGGGAUGUAAACUGUGGCGGCGUGACGCCAGCCUUAAACGUCAGAAUUCCUGUAUGAAUAACGAGGCCAAGGUCAUGUUAAGCCGACGUCGCCUGGCGCUGAUGAUGAUAAUCAUUUCUGUGUUGUUUGCGGUGUGUUGGUUGCCGUACUAUAUCUUCAGCAUAUGUAUGGACUUUGAUCAGUCCAUGCAGUAUAAUCUAAUAACACUAUAUCCUUUCACCCUGUUGCUGGGCCAUACGAACAGUGCACAGAACCCUAUACUGUACUGCUUCAUGCAUAGAGGAUUUAAGACGUGUAUUUUGAGGAUUAUCAAGUGCCAGUGCAGCAGGAUUCGAUCCGAAAAACAGAAAGGAAUCGGUGUGUUAUGGAGGUGGGAAGCCAACGCCCGGAACAUGGUGAGGGUGAAGGCCGGACUGGACAUCGGUCAAGGCUUGGACACAAGUUCAGACUCUGACCUGCAUCGACUGUCACCUUUGGUCAUCGUUCUCUGA